AUGACAGAUUCUAGAGAAACAGAACAGGAUCCAUUACAACUCUUAAAGAAAUUUAUUACAAAUAAUUUAAAGCUUCAACUUCUCGAUGAGAAGAAUAACGUUGUUGAUACUCUUCGGGAUGCCACAUAUAUACAGUUUGAUUCUUUUGAACCAAUUGAUAAAAAUAAACCUACACUCUUUAAAGGACAGUCACAAAAGGGUUAUCCAUUAUCUAUUCUUUAUCAUGCUACCAUAACAAAGGAUCUAGAAUUCCCUAAAUACAAUGAAGAUGCUACAAAUAAAAAAUUAACUGAGCGGUUAAAUUUCACGGAAAGAAAACAUUGGGUAGCCUAUCUUAACGGCCAUUCGGCUUUACUUAAUGAUUUAGAUAAGAACAUAUAUGGAAAAACUUCAGAAAAGCGCAGACAUGAUAAUUCAGCAGAUAGUGAUCAUCAAAAUGCGGUGGAAAUAAAAAGACAGAAAAAGGCACGUUUUGAUAGUGAUAAAAUUUGGAUGGAAAUUUAUCAGAAAGAAUAUCAAGCUACUUCAAAUUGGCCUUGGGAGGAAUCAUUAGAAAGUAAAGACAAAGAACAGGACUACAGCGCAUUUAUCCAAUUGGCAGAUACUCACUUCCUUAAGAGAAACCAUGCUUUAAUUCCUCAAGACAAAUCUCGCAAUUUAGAAUCUUAUGCAAAAACGCAUUAUCGUCCUGAUGUGAAACAAAGUCAGAAACCACCUAGAAACCCACUGAUUAUUGUACCGCAAUCUCCUUCUGCAUUCAUCACCAUGUUCAAUAUUAAACAGUUAUUACAAGAUGCAAGAUAUGAAGAUCAAGCCAUUCUUCGUAAUAGUAAUAAAAAAGAUAAUACAGUUACAAUUAUUCGAAAUGGAAAGGAAUAUGAGUUCACAGAUCAAGUUGAAAAUUUUCAACAAGCAGAUUGGAAUCGUGUUGUUUGCGUUAUUACCGAUGGAAGCGAGUGGUUAUUUAAAAAAUAUUGCUGGAAAACACCUGAAGAUACCUUCAAAAACGUCCCAGGUGUAUAUUUUAAGUAUACUCAUGACGAAGUUAAAAAGAAUGUUAUUUUUUGGAGGAAUAUUUAUUAUAUCAACAUUCAUCAAAAUUUACGUCAUAAAGAUGCUGAAGCUUAUACUGAAUUUUGGAACAUUGUGGAGAAAGCUAGAAGAUACUAG
This is a messenger RNA of Dentiscutata erythropus, 1170 nucleotides long. The record is from the annotation of a GenBank genome assembly. Lineage: Eukaryota; Fungi; Glomeromycota; Glomeromycetes; Diversisporales; Gigasporaceae.